AUGACACUUGUUCACUCCAUUCUCUGUUUUCCUUUUGUCACGAGCCGCAAUACCAAGAAUUGUUCUAUCAGUAAUGAGUUUAUUCACAUCGAUCAAGAUUUAGAUUUGGAGCAAGGUAGAAAUCCAAAUUUAACCAAACGGUCGGAUUUUGGUUACAUCUAUACCCUUAAUUCAUCUACAAUUAGCCUAAGUGCAGACAUUGACCUAGGAUCCAAUCUGGUUACCCAAGAACUUCUAUCAAGCUCUGCUGUUGCUAUUUUAUCACACAUCUCAUACAACGAAACGAAUUCUACUUUACUACUACAAGGAUGGAUCAGCCCCACGAACAGGUUUAAAAUUCAACAGCUGGACAAUAUCGUGCAUCUCGAACUACGCACCUACUCCUAUGAUGAAAAGAACCAUCAAUGGUUCAGCAAGUUCUUUAGUGAUACCAGGAUUACAGGUCGAAUCCAACGCACCAAUACUGAUCAAACUCAGCAAGACAACUCCCAGCAACUUGUGUUAGAACUCACGCCUUAUGAUGCACCCAAUGAGCAUCUUCAGAUCGUAUCGUCUGCGUCCGGCGAAGGCCAGUGGAUCGACUGGAACUCGUCCUGUAAUUUUAGCCCUCAAAAACGGUCCGAUCAGAGCAUACAGGAAAUCAUGGACGCUGCCAUCUUGCUUUAA
Rhizopus microsporus ATCC 52813 is the source of this 666-nucleotide messenger RNA. RefSeq lists its product as uncharacterized. The record is from RefSeq and is a predicted model, not a curated record. NCBI's taxonomy places the organism in Eukaryota, Fungi, Mucoromycota, Mucoromycetes, Mucorales, Rhizopodaceae. The transcript is spliced from 2 exons. Bases 1 to 666 code for a protein of 221 amino acids.